This is a messenger RNA of Neomonachus schauinslandi (Hawaiian monk seal), 936 nucleotides long. It is a transcript of the gene TAS2R7, whose product is annotated as taste 2 receptor member 7. Gene Ontology annotation, biological process: detection of chemical stimulus involved in sensory perception of bitter taste; sensory perception of taste; G protein-coupled receptor signaling pathway. Gene Ontology annotation, cellular component: membrane. The transcript has a single exon. NCBI's taxonomy places the organism in Eukaryota, Metazoa, Chordata, Mammalia, Carnivora, Phocidae. Gene Ontology annotation, molecular function: G protein-coupled receptor activity; bitter taste receptor activity. The coding region runs from base 1 to 936 and encodes 311 amino acids. The record is from RefSeq and is a predicted model, not a curated record.
AUGCUGGAUAAAGUGGAGACCACCUUAAUGCUCAUGGCAGCUGGAGAGUUUUCAAUGGGGAUUUUAGGAAAUGCAUUCAUUGGAUUGGUGAACUGCAUGGGUUGGAUCGAGAAUAGGAAGAUCGCCUCCGUUGAUUUAAUCCUCACAAGUCUGGCCAUAUCCAGAAUUUGUCUAUUAUGUAUAAUACUAUUAGAUUGUUUUAUAUUGGUGCUGUAUCCAGACGUGUAUACUACCGGUAAACAAAUGAGAAUCAUUGAUUUUUUCUGGACACUAACCAACCAUUUAAGUGUCUGGUUUGCCACCUGUCUCAGCAUUUUCUAUUUCCUCAAGAUUGCGAAUUUCUUCCAUCCUCUUUUCCUCUGGGUGAAGAGGAGAAUUGACAGUGUGAUUCCUAGGAUCCUGCUGGGGUGCUUGGUCCUCUCUGUGUUUAUUAGCCUUUUUGUCACUGAGAAUUUGAAUGAUGAUUUCAGGUAUUGUGUUAAGACAAAGAAAACAAACUUAACUGUGAGAUGCAGAGUAAAUAAAGCUCAAUAUGCUUCUAUCAAGAUUUGCUUCAACCUGUUAACGCUAUUCCCCUUUUCUGUGUCCCUGAUCUCAUUUCUCCUCUUGAUCCUCUCCCUCUGGAGACAUACCAGGCAGAUGCAACUCAAUGCCACAGGGUGCAGAGACUUCAGCAUAGAAGCCCACGUGGGAGCCAUGAAAGCUGUCAUCUCCUUUCUCCUCCUUUUCAUUGCCUACUGUUUGGCCUUUCUCGUAGCCACCUCUAGCUACUUUAUGCCAGAGACUGAAUUAGCUGUGGUCACUGGUGAGUUGAUAGCUUUAAUCUAUCCCUCAAGCCAUUCAUUUACCUUAAUUCUGGGGAGCAAUAAAUUAAGACAGGCAUCCCUAAGGAUGCUAUGGAAAGUAAAGUAUAUCCUAAACAGGAGAAAUUUCUAA